Cordyceps fumosorosea ARSEF 2679 is the source of this 408-nucleotide messenger RNA. RefSeq lists its product as hypothetical. The record is from RefSeq and is a predicted model, not a curated record. The transcript has 2 exons. The coding region runs from base 1 to 408 and encodes 135 amino acids. Lineage: Eukaryota; Fungi; Ascomycota; Sordariomycetes; Hypocreales; Cordycipitaceae.
AUGAAGGGCGUGUUGGAGAUUCCGGACACUCUCGAGAUAUACAGAGGCGACAAUUUCAAAAUCAUCGAGCUGCUCACAAAGUGCAAUGCGCUCCAUCUCUGGCAGGUUCCGCGGCCUGCCAACACCGAGGCCAGAAUUGCGGCCGUGAGCGGCGUCAGCCAGGCUUCCGAUACCAACGGUACUCCGACCGAUCCCGACUCUAGCAUCAAGGCGGCGCUGAAAGCCGGGCAUGCUGCCGCCGAACGCAAGGUCUCCGCCAUCCAGGACACCAAGAGGGAUCUGAAGAGCAGGCUAGCAGUAGUCGAAGAGGCCGAGACCGCUGUGCUGGGGGCGCAGAAGGCCAUGGAAAAAUCAGACACCGCACUGCUUCAGUCACUGAUGAGCCUGCUGGCUAUGGAUAACUAUUGA